GUCCUGCCGCUUUAAGGAAGGUGGUACCUACCCUCGUGAGCUCGAGAACCCAUCCCCCGAGCUCUCCUGCUGGCUGUUUAAUCCCAUUGUCAACGAGUGCAACACAACACCGACCAGACCGAGCAUCAAGCAUUGAGCAGCGGAGUCCUUUACACAUGGAAAUCACAAUCACGCCUUCACACAACACGGGCCUCUGAAAUGCAGAUUUCCAGCGCAAAAACUUUACUACCCAGAUUUCCAGUACAAAAAGAGCCGGGGGACUGCAACCAGAUUUAAUGCACAGCAUUCGGAGGCAAGAGCAUAAGAAGCAUUCACUCGCAACUUUAAGGCUUUUUUUAAAAAAGAAAUUUGCAAGCACACAAUUCAAAAGACGAUUCUGUAAUUUAAAUCAACGACAGACUUUUAACGUUUUAGUAUUUUUUUUAAUAAUACAUUAUUACAUUUGAAUGUAAAGUUUUAGUUUUUUAAAAUGUAUGCUUUUGCAUUCGUGGUACUGUUUAGCUUGUUUUCCCCGGGCUGGUGUGACUCCUGCCCCUCGUCCUGUGAGUGUUCCGAAGCUGCCAGGACGGUGAAGUGUGUUUUUAAAGAUGUGACUGAGGUACCGGCCGGUAUCCCCUCGUACACGAGAAACCUCUACCUGACGGGCAACAGCAUCAGCCGAAUUGGACCGGCGUCAUUCAGAGGGCUGGGUGAUGUCACCAAACUUUCACUAAGCAAUAACAGAAUUACUGUGAUAGAGUCCCACACAUUUGCUGCCCUGCACAAUCUCCGUGUUCUAGAUCUGAGUAACAACGGCCUGUCAGUCAUACACCCAGAUUCCUUCAACUCGGAGAACAACUCUAUACGCGAUCUCAACCUCAGCCGCGCUCUCUACAACCAUUCCGCUAUCGGCGACCUGGCAGCUGCAAUGCGCAGAGGCGGCUUUGGGAACCUGCGCAAGCUGGACCUAUCCGAGAACGAGAUCGUCUACCUCCCGACCGGUAUCUUCUCGUCCCUGACGGCCCUGAGGCACCUGGACUUGAGAAACAAUUCCCUGAUGGUCAUCAAAAACUCUACCUUCGCUGGCCUCGACCUGGAGGCGCUGGACUUACGACUGAACGCCAUCCAGACGCUCAGAGCGGACAGCCUGAGAGAGCUCGAUGGAAUGGAGCGGGUGCAGAUCCAGAUGAGAGACAACCCGUUUGUCUGCAACUGUGGCAUUGAAGACUUCGCUGACUGGCUGAACGCUACUGCCAAGGUGGUGGACGCAGACAGACUGGUGUGCGUGCUUCCGAAAGAACUGCACAACACCUCGCUCCUGGCUGCGCGGGACCUGGAGCUCGGCUGUCACUACAGCGAGAGCGCAGAGAUCGCACUGCAGACCUCGUACGCCUUCCUCGGCGUCGUUCUCGGCUUCGUCGGCGUCAUCUUCUUGUUUGUUCUCUACCUGAAUAGGAAAGGUAUCAAAAAGUGGGCCAAUGAACUGAGAGACGCCUGCCGGGAAGUAAUGGAAGGCUACCACUACAGAUACGAGAUCGAGUCGGACCCCAGGUUAGGGCAGUUAUCCACCUCCGAUUUGUGAUAACAAAUCCUGCACCUAAAGACUUGUAUGUAGAUUUGUUUUAUUUCUAAUGACUUUAUAUUUGUAUAUAUUCAUAAUAGCAUGAACAAUAUUUGCUCAUUAUUGUGUACAGAAUUGUUGUCAUUUUUAGCAUGUUGAAAUCGGAAGGACUCGUGGAGUUAUCGUGCUCUUUGUGUAGCCCCCCGCUGUUGGAAAUUUCCGACUCAGUCAACUGACCGCUGCAUUUUCCCACAGAAACACGCUGAACAAAACAACACAUGGUCUGUCACAACCCACAAGCUAAUUCAUCAGUGUAUCCGGCUUAAAUGUCUUAGUAACCCCAAAAACACAACGCAACAGCUGGUCACAAUAAAGGAGCAGAACACAAAUGAAUUUGCACAGACACGCUUGUACAUCCAUCCACUCAUUUCUUUUUUUAAUCAAACAAUCUUUUAUUUUUGUUCAUAGUUUCCUCUAUUAGCAGUUGUUCCACACCCUCAGAAUUGAGUAAUGUUUUAAGCAUUCUUUUAAAACAGUGGCCACUAAAAUACAGCACUCUGCAGUUUCUUUUGUUCACACAAAACAUGUGUUAUUUUUUAUUGAUAAUGGGUUAUUCCAACUCAACUGGACCAGUGGGGUUUGACGUUUUUUAAAUUAUCGAUAAUGGGUUAUUCCAACUCAACUGGAUCAAUGAGGGUGACCUUUCUUUUUUGGCAAGCUUUGAAACGAGAUUUGAAAUGAUGCAAAUGUUUGUUUGGGUCAAAGGUUAGGCAAAUGAACAUUUUUGACCACCUUCCAUUUUUCCUCGCCACACACUUCCCUUGGCAUGUGGUUUAAGUUUUAACGACACAUGGGCACACAGGCACGUUUCACCAAAACACCAGAAGUGCACAUAAUUGAAUCACUAAUCAGGAUUUUUUUUUUUCAAGUAUUCAAUGUUAAUCAACAUAUGCAGAACCACACUAAAUUAGGGGGUUGUUUCAAUAGCCCCAUGUUUUGUCACAUUUCUUUUCUUCUGUGAAGGAAAGUUUUAUAUAUAUUUUAAAAAAUGUGCAUUCAGCUGUUCAGACCACACAGGUUACUAACUGUGAUUAUGAAGAUGUAGAACCCUUCUCACUAGUGUUAAUAAAGAGCGAAUAUCUCUGCUGUACACUAGAUGGCGCUGGCUGUGACCCACGCCAUCUACAGAUCCUAUGGUUGAUCUUAAAGAACAAGGAAGUUAAAGAGCAAAGCCGUUUUUUAACUGCAUGAUAUUAUAAGACAGCAAACAUUUGUAAUUUUUAAACUGAUUAGAGGCGUUUAAAGAAAUUGCUUUUUAGUGUUUGCCAACAUGGUAACAAUGGAGGGGGAAGUCAAGAUAAAAAGUCAUUUGGCUCCAUUUAAAAUGUGAGGGUGUAACAUGUUUAAGAGACCAUUUCAUGCUCUCGGUGAUGCUGAAUGUGUUUCCGACUGAAAUGUUUUGCUGCGUGUCAAAUGUUUGUGGGAGAAGCUGUCAUUUUACUUCACACCAUGUGGGGAUCUGAGAUAGCAUGACACCUUUUAAAUAAACAGUCUUUGUUUCUACUGGCAUUGUUCCUGUGUUGCUUUAUGGGGUGAAUUGAUGGGGAAUACAAGUUCUUCAUGAAGCUACACAUCACAAUGGAUCUGAUCCCUUUGACCCGCUAAGAAACUGUUAUUUUCUCAUAUGACUUUUAAGCCUGCUUGAUGUAUAGUCAGACCCACAUAAUAGCACUCCUGUUAAUGCCAACCUCCCUGUUAUCACCACAUUGAAAUGUCCUGGCCAGAAUACUAUGGAAGUCAAUAGGGAAGGCUUCUGUAAUAUCACUGUGGUUAAUAUCAAUCACAUUUAUUAAAAGUAGCCGAUGCUCCUAAAGCAAUUGGUGUGUCACAUCGAAGCUCUGAACAUAUAGAACACAAAGUUCUAUUCAAACAAAGUUCUAGUUCCGGAGUUUAGACACAUUGUUUGAAAAACCAUGUGCUCCCUGGGAAGAAAGUCCACCAAUAAACCAAGAUGUUGAGGCCGUGGGGCAGGGCUAGGGCCAUAUGGAAUGAGCAGCUCUGAUACAACAAGAGGAAUGCAUUAGUUAAAGAUAUCUGAUGUUUUAUAACCAUACGUACCAAGCUGCUGUUUCAAACAGCACAUUCAUUCAGCCCUUGUGCUUCAAGAGACCAUGUGCACGACUGAUUUUAAGUCUUCCCCACCUCUUCCCAUUCUAUGACCUAUACACCAGCCUGUAUGUUCAAUCUUCGAGUAAUCUCUCACUGAAGAAUUGCCCCUGUUUAUCAGUAUAGUUUUAACUUUAACAGAUCCAGUGUGCCUUUCUGUUUCCUAGUCCUUUGGAGUAUGUAAUGUAUAUUGUAAUUAGGAUCUAAGAUCUGUGUAAGCUAUAGAUCCAGCUUGAACUGCUGUGCAUAUUUACUUGACAUGUUUGAUGUAUUGUUCUAUCAGUAUUAAGUGCCUGGAUUAGCGUCUGUUCCGCCUAUCCCCUCAUUCAUCAACCCAUGAUCGCUGGGGGAUUGACCUAUUUAAUUGGCAUUUUGAUGUAUUAUUAUUCUGUGGUAUGUAUAGUUUUCAAGAUGCGUGUGAGUGUGUCUUUCCAUGUACAAUAGUUAUAUAGCUUUGAUCUGAUUGAGUUUUAGUGCCUGCUGAAUAAACUUGCACACCGUUGGAAUUCUCUACUAAUUCAUCAUCAAUGGCAAGGGUUCUGUAGUAAGGUAGUAAAAGGUAUUUGGAUAGGAACAUGCAUAAUAUCAUUAAUAAAAGGGUCGGCUGUGGGGCCAUUGACCUGUGUUUGCCUACUGAGUAUCAGGGAAGUAGUUUGAUUCAAAUAUAUGCGAUCUGGCACAAGUAAACGUCCGGGUAAAAGUCUUUUUUAGCUCUAGCAAUAUUAUUAGAUCAGCAAUACUAUUUUCUCUUUUCUUCUGCUAGAAGUCUUUUGGUUCUUUGCUUGUAUUUUCUGCUUCAGUUUGAAACAUGCAGAUAUGUGGCUGUACAGUAAAGUGGCCAGGACACAGCAGUUCAUCGUUAGUG
Acipenser ruthenus (sterlet) is the source of this 4571-nucleotide messenger RNA. Its product is annotated as trophoblast glycoprotein-like. The transcript is spliced from 2 exons. The record is from RefSeq and is a predicted model, not a curated record. Gene Ontology annotation, biological process: negative regulation of canonical Wnt signaling pathway. Gene Ontology annotation, cellular component: plasma membrane. The coding region runs from base 470 to 1561 and encodes 363 amino acids. Gene Ontology annotation, molecular function: protein binding. NCBI's taxonomy places the organism in Eukaryota, Metazoa, Chordata, Actinopteri, Acipenseriformes, Acipenseridae.